Molecule: messenger RNA, 1260 nt
Organism: Eremothecium sinecaudum
Lineage: Eukaryota; Fungi; Ascomycota; Saccharomycetes; Saccharomycetales; Saccharomycetaceae
Gene: SUA5
Product: threonylcarbamoyladenylate synthase
Exons: 1
Coding region: 1-1260 (419 amino acids)
Biological process (GO): regulation of translational fidelity
Cellular component (GO): cytoplasm
Molecular function (GO): nucleotidyltransferase activity; tRNA binding; double-stranded RNA binding
Source: RefSeq, a predicted model, not a curated record
AUGCAGAGGUGCUUUUUGUAUAAAUUAAAAUCAAUCUGCUGUAGAAAAAUGUCAUAUAUUACCAAGACUUUAAAGGUCAACCCUGCUUCUAUUCAUUUCUCAGCAACGUCACAUUUAGACGGAUCCCUUCCUGUAAUUACUGAUCCUGAGACCAAAAAUAACUUGUUGGAAGCGGCGCGGAUUAUUAGGGAUACCAAUGAUACUGUUGCAUUUCCUACAGAAACAGUUUACGGAUUAGGAGGCUCAUCGCUGAACGAUGAAUCAGUGUUGAAUAUCUAUAAGGCCAAGAAUCGUCCCAGUGAUAACCCGUUAAUUAGCCACGUUUCGUCGCUUGACCAACUGAACCGUAAGAUCUACAUGCAGGAGAAUAUCAAGAACGAGCUCUGCAAUAUCCCAAAAAUUUACCAUAAAUUGAUAGAAAAACUAUGGCCUGGGCCACUUACGAUUUUACUACCUGUGCCUGAAAGAUCUCCAUUAUCUCAGUUAACUACAGGCGGCCAGCCUACCUUUGCAGUGCGCAUUCCUUCCAACCCAGUAGCCCGGGCGUUGAUUGCUUUGAGUGACACGCCAAUAGCGGCACCGUCAGCAAAUGCAUCUACAAGACCUUCCCCUACGCUUGUUGAGCACGUGCUGUACGAUUUAAAGGGUAAAAUACCAUUAGUUUUGGAUGGUGGUGCAUGCGAUGUUGGGGUCGAAUCUACAGUUGUUGAUGGCCUUGUUCAGCCUCCUAUGUUACUUAGACCUGGUGGUUUCACAUACGAGGAUAUCUUGGAGUUAGGGGGAGAUGAAUGGGCUACUUGCAAGGUAGAGAACAAACACGCAGUAGAACUUGGGGAGAAAGUUAGAACACCAGGGAUGAAAUAUAAGCAUUACUCCCCAAGGGCGCCAACGUUGCUGUAUGCUCCUACAAAAGAAGAGUUACCGAUGAGUGCUAGACUGGAAACUGUAAAAGAAGAUAUAAAGAAGUGCAUAAAAGAAAAGUUCAACGACGGAAAGAAGGCGAAGAUAGGUCUGCUUACAACCAUGCAUUUUCCAGCCGAUAUGUUGGAAAGUCUUCAAGAUGAUGUUGAAAUAGUACUAAAAUCUUUAGGAACUGUAGGAAAAGAAAUUCAAACGAACUUAUUUGCUCUAUUGCGUAACCUAGACGAAAAGUGUAACGUUGACUUGAUUAUUGUAGAAGGUAUACCAGAAAAUGAAGAGGGACUUGCAGUUAUGAAUAGACUGAGAAAAGCUGCUGCAAACAACAUAAUCCCAUUUUAA